Penicillium manginii is the source of this 2994-nucleotide messenger RNA. RefSeq names its product hydantoinase/oxoprolinase family protein. NCBI's taxonomy places the organism in Eukaryota, Fungi, Ascomycota, Eurotiomycetes, Eurotiales, Aspergillaceae. Gene Ontology annotation, cellular component: cytosol. The record is from RefSeq and is a predicted model, not a curated record. The transcript has 7 exons. The coding region runs from base 1 to 2994 and encodes 997 amino acids. Gene Ontology annotation, biological process: glutathione metabolic process. Gene Ontology annotation, molecular function: 5-oxoprolinase (ATP-hydrolyzing) activity.
AUGGCCCAAGCUGGCUCCGGUCCGUUUCGCAUCGGCAUCGACGUCGGCGGAACAAACACCGACGCAGCCAUCGUCGACAUCGCUGCCACCGCCACAGUGUCGCGCGGGGUAUGCGCCUCGAGCAAGACGCCAACAACAACCGACGUGACGUCGGGAAUUUACACCGCGAUUGAGAACGUCCUGUCCAAGUCGAACGUCGAUCGCAAAGAUGUUCUCAGCGUUGCUAUUGGGACGACCCAUUUCGUUAAUGCUGUUGUUGAGGCUGAUGCGCGACGCUUGAGCAAGGUUGCUGUCGUCCGGCUCUGUGGACCUUUCACAAGACAGAUACCGCCCUUUUCAGAUUUCCCACCGAUUCUAAAGACAAUGAUGUGCGGCCCAAUCUUCUAUCUAGAUGGAGGGCUUGAGAUCGAUGGCCGUCAAAUAGCACCGUUGAACGCCGAUCAAGUCCAGAACGCAGUCAAGUCCAUUCAAGAUGCAGGGGUCACCAAGGUCGCCAUUGUGGGCGUUUUCUCCCCGCUUGAUCACGACGGUCUACAUGAAGAAAAGGUCAAACGCCUGAUGCUAGAAUUAGACCCCAAAAUGUCGGUAGUUUGCUCGCACACGAUCGGCGGCGUGGGCCUUCUCGAGCGCGAAAAUGCGACCAUACUCAAUGCUUCGAUUCUAAGUCUCGCCCAACGCACUGUCCAUGCAUUCUGCGAUGCAAUGAUAAAACUUCGUCUGGAUUGUCCCCUUUUUCUCACGCAGAAUGAUGGAACCCUUACAGAUGCUGCCACGGCUGCAGAGCUACCGAUCAAGACCUUUGCUUCGGGUCCGACGAACAGUAUGACAGGGGCCGCGUUCCUUGCGUCACUUGACCGUGAAAACACGCUUGCGAAAUCAGAUACUCAGGUCCUUGUUGUUGAUGUUGGAGGUACGACGAGCGAUGUUUGUGCAUUGCUUCCGUCCGGUUUCCCUCGACAGGCGCCCAACUUUGUGGAGGUUGGUGGUGUGAGGACCGCUUUCUCUAUGCCAGAGGUUCUGUCUGCUGGAUUGGGAGGUGGAAGUAUUGUUACCUACGAUGCUGAUUCGGAUCAUGUCUCUGUCGGACCUGCAUCUGUCGGUCACUAUCUAACCACCAAGGCGAUUAUUUUCGGAGGGGACGUGCUGACCGCGACUGAUAUUGUCGUAGCGUCCGGGAAAGCGGAAAUCGGAGAUGUGAGCAAAGCCAAGACGAUACCUAAAAAAAUAGUUGAAGGAGCUCGGAAUCAGAUAAAGAGGAUCCUCGAACGUGUUGUAGAGGAUAUGAAGGUUUCAGACCUACCGGUCAGCCUUCUACUUGUUGGUGGAGGAUCCAUUGUCCAAAUGGAUGAUCUGAAAGGCGUCUCGGAAUGCAUUAUACCGCCACAUCAUGACUCGGCGAAUGCUGUUGGUGCAGCCAUCGCGAAAGUUGCUGGUGAAAUUGAUUUUAUUGAGAUUCUCGCCGACCAGGAUGAAAAUGCUAUUCUCGAAAAGGCGAAACGCCAAGCGAUCGAUGCAGCAGUCUCUCGUGGCGCGGAGAGAGACAGCGUCAGGAUCGUGGCGAUUGAUAAAAUCCCUUUGCAAUACGUCACUAACAAAGCGACUCGGUUGAUUGUCAAAGCUGUCGGGACUUUGGCAAUCCCGGAUCGUAACAACACCAGCGGUGUCAGUGAUACGAAUCCCAGCGAAUUGACCAGCUUUGCUCGUGGGGAUAGCAAGGAUGAGACUGAGAAACAAUUUCAUCAAACGCCCCCGGUCAAGAACUUGCACCACGUGCGUGGCGGUGUGUGGUACAUCUCGCCAGUGGAUCUUGAAUUUAUCGCGACGGGAACCGGAGUGCUGGGCACUGGCGGCGGUGGAUCUUCAUAUCUCCAGUAUCUGGAAUGUUUAGAAAGUCUAAGAAAGGCUGGUGCUUCGGGGAAGAUGAGAGUGGUCUCGCCGGAAUCCCUGAAAGACUCAGAUGUUUGCGUGCUUGGGUCUUGGUACGGAGCUCCUAGUGUCUCAGGGGAACGGUUGGCUGCGGGCAUGGAGAUAACGACUGCUAUUGAUUAUUCAGUCAAAAUGUCAGGACACUCACAUUUCGAAGCUAUCGUCGCAGAUGAGAUUGGGGGAGGCAAUGGGCUGUCUACAUUCCCAUCCAGUGUUCAUUACGACAUCCCCGUUGUCGAUGGCGAUCUAAUGGGUCGCGCAUAUCCGACCCUCGAGCAUGGCACCCCGUACGUGUACGGAGAAUCGAUAACCCCUUGCGUCAUUGCGGACGGGAAGGGGAAUGCGUCAGUUGUACUGAAUGCGGAAUCAAAUGCGCGUGUUGAAACUAUGCUGCGUACACAAUGCGUGGAUCUCGGCUUGAUGGCUGCAGUAUCAUGUGCGCCUCUGAGCGGGAGAGCCAUCAAGCAAUACGCGAUCCCGAAUACAGUUUCACAGGCCUGGUAUAUUGGCCGCGCAGUGCACCAAGCGCAAAAGUCAAAGGAAAAUCUCAUCGAUGCUAUUUUUGAAACAACCCCAGGCCGACUUCUAUAUAGCGGUAAGAUUAUCGAUGUUAAGCGAGACGUCAGUCGGGGUUACACCAUGGGUCAAUGCACCAUUGCGCCACUCAACAGUGACGAAGAAGAUGAGUAUAUCUCAGGGUCUCAGAGCUCGAAGAUCGAUACCAUGGAUCAAAGUCGCUACCUGAUUAUUCCGUUUCAGAAUGAAUUUCUCUACGCCGCGUACGCCAGCCCAGACAAGCCGAAUGACAAGUCUCAACACGAGGUAAUCUGUACUGUUCCCGACCUUAUUUCAAUACUUGGACAGGAUGGAGAAGCAAUUGGCUCGCCGGAACUUCGAUACGGACUGCGCGUCAAUGUUAUUGGCAUGCCCGCGCACCCUUUGUGGAGUGGUACUGAGCGUGGUCUCAAAGUUGGCGGACCAGCAGGCUUUGGCUUGGAUAUGGAAUGGACUAGCCUGGGGCCAUACCAAACACCAAAGAGUGUGCUGGAUGAGUUUGAUACCGCAUGA